GGGCCGCCCACCACCCGGAUCGCACCGCGAGCGCAGAUCUGCUCCCGCCCGCUCAGUCCCGCUCCGGCCCCAGUCGCCCCCUGAAAUGCCGGUCGACUUUACCGGGUACUGGAAGAUGCUGGCCAACGAGAAUUUCGAGGAGUACCUGCGCGCGCUGGAUGUCAAUGUGGCCUUGCGCAAAAUCGCCAACUUGCUGAAGCCAGACAAAGAGAUUGUGCAGAACGGUGACCACAUGAUCAUCCGAACGCUGAGCACUUUUAGGAACUACAUCAUGGACUUCCAGGUUGGGGAGGAGUUUGAGGAGGAUCUGACGGGCAUAGACGACCGCAAGUGCAUGACCACGGUGAGCUGGGAUGGGGACAAGCUCGAGUGUGUGCAGAAGGGCGAGAAGGAGGGACGUGGCUGGACCCAGUGGAUUGAGGGUGACGAGCUGCACCUGGAGAUGAGAGUGCAGGGUGUGGUCUGCAAGCAAGUAUUCAAAAAGGUGAACUGAAGCCUGAACAUACCUUAGUCUCGAGGAAUAAGUGGCAUG
Messenger RNA from Lipotes vexillifer (Yangtze River dolphin), 532 nucleotides. RefSeq names its product retinol binding protein 1 (gene RBP1). The transcript has 4 exons. Gene Ontology annotation, cellular component: cytosol. Gene Ontology annotation, molecular function: lipid binding. The coding region runs from base 86 to 493 and encodes 135 amino acids. The record is from RefSeq and is a predicted model, not a curated record. Gene Ontology annotation, biological process: vitamin A metabolic process; retinoic acid biosynthetic process. Lineage: Eukaryota; Metazoa; Chordata; Mammalia; Artiodactyla; Lipotidae.